AUGGCCUUUGUGAAGGAAUUGAUUGUCUGCGUCGUCUUCGUCGCUGUCGUUGUUAAGAGCUUUCCCAGGAUGUACGAGGAAAAUGCGGUGGAGGAAAACAAUGGCGGGGGACAGACCGCGGAUAUAGAUCGCAAUGAACACAGUCAUGAUCACGCGUACUCAUAUCAUCAUUUUGUCGAGCCAGUGGCGGGCCAUCACGAGGAAAUAACCUGGCAAGAUAAACACCAUCAUCACAUCAUUACAAGGUAUAAAUAUUCCUAUGGCGUAGACGAUCAUCAUACUAAAGAUCAUCACGGACAGAAAGAACACCGUGACGACAAACAUAUUCAAGGUAAAUAUCACAUUCAUGAGCCUGGUGGUAAUGUCAGGAGUGUAAAAUAUUAUGCUGAUCCUCACGGCGAGUUUUAUGCCGAAGUUUAUAACUACGGCGGGAAUGAGCAUUUGGGUGGCACAUAUGGUCAUAAACAUCGAUAG
Molecule: messenger RNA, 474 nt
Organism: Trachymyrmex septentrionalis
Lineage: Eukaryota; Metazoa; Arthropoda; Insecta; Hymenoptera; Formicidae
Product: histidine-rich glycoprotein-like
Exons: 4
Coding region: 1-474 (157 amino acids)
Cellular component (GO): extracellular matrix
Source: RefSeq, a predicted model, not a curated record